GAAAUGAAAGGGGCGGGCUGUUCCUACAUUUCCUCCUCUGACCCUCCGCUACCCCUGCCAACUGGACACGCGUGGGAAACACGCAACAAGCCUCGCUGAGGAAACAACACCAUUAUUUUCUCGCUUGAUUCAAAGGAGAGAUGGGCAAAAUAUAUAAGGAUGAACAAGGCGACUGGAUAACAGUCUGUCUAAAAUACCUCCUUUUUGUUUUCAACUUCCUGUUCUGGUUGGGCGGUGGGGUGGUGAUGGGUGUCGGGAUCUGGACACUGGUUGAUAAAGGAGAGUACCUGAGUCUUCUGGCCUCCAGCACAUUCGCUGUGUCCGCCUACAUCCUGAUCCUGGCUGGAGGGUUGGUGAUGGUCACUGGCUUUCUGGGCUGCUGCGCUGUCAUACGAGAACAGAGGAGCUGUCUUACCACGUACUUCUCAUGUCUGCUUCUGAUCUUCCUUAUUGAGCUGGUGGCUGGUGUCCUGGCUUAUGUAUAUUACCAGAAGCUGAGUGAAGAGCUGAAGCAGCAUCUUAGCAAGACGAUGACCCAGAACUACGCUCAGCCCGGCAAAGAGAGCAUCACUCAAUCCGUGGACAGACUACAGCAAGAUUUCAAAUGCUGUGGGAGCAACAACUCUUCUGAUUGGACGCACAGCGUGUACAUCAUGUCCGUGCAGGCCCAGUCUAGGUUAGUUCCUGACAGCUGCUGCAAGACCAUAACCCCUCAGUGUGGAAAGAGGGACCACCCGUCCAACAUCUACAAAGUGGAGGGUGGGUGUAUCACUAAACUGGAGCAGUUUCUGGCUGAUCAUUUGCUCAUCAUUGGAGCUGUUGGGAUAGGCGUGGCCUGUUUGCAGCUAGUGGGUGCAGUUGUGACUGCCUGCUUUAUUUAUCUGCUUUAUAAAGAAGAUGAAGAAGACUACUCUGACGUUUGAUUGGCUAAUGCCAAUUUUUGACUCCCGAACAGCUAUCUGAGGACCAGAUAUGUGGGAUGGUGUUCACCUGUUGCCUACACAGGCGAAUCAAACUGGACCCAUACUGACCGAUCAGCACUUACAGUGUUUACGCCUUUACCAACACUACAAACACAGCCUUACUACUGUGCUUUAAUGCAUGACCAAACACAAAGCUUUAUCAAACCUAACAUACAUGCUACUUUUUAUUAUUCCCAAAGGGAUUGCGGAACAAGCUUGGUGUGCGUGCCUGGAAAAUAACAUUUCACUAUGGCCUUCUUAUAAAGUUACCUCCUGUAGUUAAUUAGAUAUUAAGGAGGCUUUUAGAAAAAAAACAUGUAUUUUUAAAUGCAGUUAUUUUUUUAUACAGUGUAAAGUAUAAUAUAUAUUCACUUAAUGUUUUUGUUUAUUUUUUAUAACCAUUUAUGUGCUUUAAUUUGAUUAUAUUAAAAUAUGUUUAAUGUGCUGCUAUCUCAGACAGGCAUGUGAUGUGAACCUGCUUAUGGGCACAAAAAAAUACACUGGACAAAAUGCUUUGGAAUGCAAAUCAUCAUAUUUUUUUAACAGGUACAUAAAUGAGUAGCAUGACAUUUGUGGAAAACUAUAUAUACUACAAAGGUCACUUGUUAUAAGCUUCACAAUUUAAUCUCACAACUGAAAUUGAUGUAAUAAAAUUGGCCAUUGCCAUGAGAAAAUAAUUACAAUAAUUUACCGUAGUAACUUUCUUUAGCGGUAUUUAGCUCUCAUGAUAGAUGUGUUAAUACUGCAUAAUCUUACUUUAUAUUUGCAUUUAUGUCAGUCAGAAAGGCCAAUAUCCCAUCUUUUAGCAUUGAUAGGAAUAAAACUUCUGGCUUUUUAAGGCUGAAUUUUCUCUUAGACAUCAGACCGGCAUGGAUAAAUGCAGUUUAAAACUUACAGAUAUAAUUAUUUUAAUGGGCACAUCACGUAAUGUUUGCUUGUCUGAGCACCAUUGCAUUGCUGUAAAUCAUAGCAACAAUGAAAACGUCAGUCCUAUUGAAUUUAAAUGCAAUUUGAGGAAAAAUUCUCUGCUACCAAUUUCCAGAAUGUUUAUAAAACAUUUUUGUGCAUAUAAACUCAGCAAAACUGGAAGAACUUUAAAUAUGCAUUUUCCAUGAAUUGUUGUAUAACUGCAUUGUAUGCUGAUUUUUAUUUGAAUUCUGUUACAUAUAGACUGAAUGUGUAUGUUUGUUAUAAUGUUACAUUAUUAUUUGCUCUGAAAACAAGACUUAAUAAAAGCCUUGCCUUAG
Messenger RNA from Paramisgurnus dabryanus, 2209 nucleotides. RefSeq names its product tetraspanin 11 (gene tspan11). Gene Ontology annotation, cellular component: plasma membrane. The record is from RefSeq and is a predicted model, not a curated record. NCBI's taxonomy places the organism in Eukaryota, Metazoa, Chordata, Actinopteri, Cypriniformes, Cobitidae.